GCGCACCCCAUGAGUAUGAGCAUGCUGUCUGUGCCACAGCAGCCUACUACUGCCGCCUACAAGUCCAUAUGUGAUACAUCAAUCAUUGAUACCUCCAGUGAGUACACAUGCACAUCAGCUGCAACCUCCAGUUACUAGCCAGCAGGCAUCAGCUAUGCCACCUAAUGCUAGCUUUGCUCAGCCACCCUCAUUCCUGCACCUCCCCCACACACAUUCUGCAUACCCUGGUACAGAGCUACUGUUUGCCUCAGCUUAUGGCAUCCCACAACCUAAGCUACCAGUGUUUGAAAGUGGUAAUGAGAGUGACUUUGCCCUGUUAAAAUUGGCAUUGGACAAUUUGUUAAGUAAUCACAGCUAUCUCAGUGAGCAGUACAAAUACCACGUCCUGUUAAGCCAUUUGAAGCUUCCCAGUGCUCAGCAGCUAGCUAAAGCCUACAUGUAUCAUCCGCAUCCAUACUCAGCUGCGCUGCAGGUACUUCAGGACAAGUAUGGGCAGCCAAGACAACAUGUGCAGUCCGAGCUGGGUGCCAUCAUGAACAGUCCACCACUUAGACUGGGCGAUGCUAAUGCUUUUGACUCCUUUGCCUUAUCGGUACAAUUAUUGGUAGGCAUGUUGAGGACUCUUGAAGGCCAGAAUGGUUACGAGCUCAUGUGUGGCUCUCAUGUGGAUCGUCUGCUCAGCAAGUUGCCACCUGCCUGUCGUGAUAGCUUUGUUGAAUAUUGCCUGAGCAAGAGUAUUCUCCAGACAGGCACAGACAAAACCUAUACACUCCCUGAUCUGGCCACCUGGUUAGAGAUUAAGUCCCAGGCGAAACGCAUUUCCAGCCGAGCUGCGGCCUUGUUUCAGAGUGACUCACCCAAGUCCCAUGGUAAACCUACAACAUCUACCCGUCCAAAGGAGCGAUCUACACCUGUUCUGUUCACCAGUGAGAGAGGCACAAAGGGCCCUGAUGCUGCAGCACAGAAAUCUAGCUCAAAGCCCAGGCCAUACUGUCCUCAGUGUGAUAGCAGGGACCAUUACCUCAAUGCCUGUGACCAGUUUAAGAAACUAACUACAGCUCAAAUUAUCACUUGGAUUAAAGAGGGAAAGCGCUGCUGGAGGUGUGGCCGAACACAUGCAGUGGAGGUCUGCAACCUCAAGCGUCCAUGUGGUGUCUGUAAAGAGUUACAUUUUACAGUUCUGCAUGAUUCUGUUAAUGACACUUCCAGGGCUGUUCUCAUGGUCAGUUUGCCACCUACCAGGAUUUACCUUGAUCGUCCUAACCGUUCACCCAAGGUCAUGCUGAAAGUGGUUAAAGUCCUUCUACACAGUGGUCAACGAACUAUGGAAACACAUGCAGUUCUUGAUGAUGGGUCAGAGAGAACAAUAGUGCUUCAGCCAGUAGUGCAGCAGCUUAAAUUAUCUGGUACCCCUGAAUUACUCCCCUUGCAGACAAUUCACCAGUGCCACACUGAACUCGCAGGAUCAUCUGUAUCUUUUGAAGUGUCGUCAGUAUCCAAGCCUAUGAGGAAGUUUGCUAUACACAAUGCAUUCACUGCUACCGGUCUGUGUCUAGCAGAGCACGACUGUCCAGUUGCUGCUCUCCAGAAGGCUUAUCGACACCUGAAGGACCUGCCACUGCCUCCUAUGGACAGAGUGAAACCACUGCUUCUUAUUGGGUCUGACAUGCCGCAUCUCCUGACACCAGUUCAGCCCAUAUGCAAAGGUCCAGUAAGUAGCCCAUUGCUGUUCAUACACAACUAGGAUGGUCUCUCCAAGGCCCGAUGAGUCCCAUGCAGCCCUCACGGGGAAAUCAGCAGUGCCUCCCCAUUAUGACAGUUCCAACCCGUGAUGACCUGAUCCAUCAUGUGGAAAGACUCUGGCAAGUUGACACCCUCCCAUACAAUACCAAGAUGGUUACCAGGUCCAAACAGGACAAAGAGACUUACACCUUGCUG
Messenger RNA from Sinocyclocheilus anshuiensis, 1938 nucleotides. RefSeq lists its product as uncharacterized. Bases 155 to 1744 code for a protein of 529 amino acids. NCBI's taxonomy places the organism in Eukaryota, Metazoa, Chordata, Actinopteri, Cypriniformes, Cyprinidae. The transcript has 2 exons. The record is from RefSeq and is a predicted model, not a curated record.